This is a messenger RNA of Gymnogyps californianus (California condor), 3027 nucleotides long. RefSeq names its product LEM domain nuclear envelope protein 2 (gene LEMD2). Lineage: Eukaryota; Metazoa; Chordata; Aves; Accipitriformes; Cathartidae. Gene Ontology annotation, biological process: nuclear envelope organization; negative regulation of BMP signaling pathway. Gene Ontology annotation, cellular component: nuclear inner membrane. The transcript is spliced from 10 exons. The record is from RefSeq and is a predicted model, not a curated record. Bases 1 to 2316 code for a protein of 771 amino acids. Gene Ontology annotation, molecular function: chromatin DNA binding.
AUGGCGGAGCUGACAGACGCGGAGCUCCGGAAGGAGCUGGUAGCGCUCGGCUACCGGCCGGGGCCCAUCACCGCCACCACCCGCAAGGUCUACGUCAAGAAGCUGGGCUGCCUGCGGGCCGAGGUGGCGGCGGCCAGGCGCAGCGGCCGCGGCGCGCCGCCGAGCCCGGGCCGCGCCCCCGCCAGGCCGCAGCAGGCCUCGCCUUCGCGGCAGUGGUCCGGCUUCAACUUCAGCCCCGUCGGGGCCGCCCGCGACAGUGAGGAGGAGGAUGAGGAGGAGGAGGAGGAGGAGGAGGAGGAGGAAGGGGGGCAACAGCCCGCGUCCCGCUGGGGGACUUCUGGGGAGGGUGGCGGGCUGUCCUGGGGGGACUCCCGGGGGUCCCCCCCGGGCCGGGGUGGAGGACUCGGCUUCAGGGCUAAGGGAGGCCUGUCCUGGGACAGCUUUGGGGGGCUGAGCCCCUCGGCGCAGUGGGGGGCAUCCGUAGAGAGAAGCGAGGGGGCCGGGACCGGGCUGGGGGCAUCCCUGGGUGGGCAUGGGGGGCUGAGCUCCCCCUCCCAGUGGGAUACAUCUAUAGAGAGAAGUGGGGGGCUUGGGACUGGCACUGGGCUGGGGGCAUCCCUGGAUGGGUUUCGGGGGCCGAGUUCCACGUCCCAAUGGAGCACGUUUACAGAGAGAAGUGAGGAGCUCAGUGCUGGGCCAGAGCCAUCCCUGGAUGGAUUUCGGGGCUCAGGCUCCUCAUUGCAGUGGGGCACGUCAACGGAGAGAAGUGGGGGGCUCAGCACUGGGUUGAGGCCAUCCCUGGACAGGUUUCGGGGGUCAAACUCCACAUCCCAGUGGAGCCCAUCUGCAGAGAGAAGUGGGGGGCUCGGCGUCAGGGCUGGGUCAGGGACAUCCCUGGAUGGGGCUGGGGGGCUGAGCUGCAUGUCUCCCUGGGGUACCUCCACAGGCAGGAGCAGGGGGCUCAGCUCCAAACCUCUUUCCAGCGAUGAGAGUGGGGGUCUGAAGUCCAGGAGCCAUUGGGGCAUAUCGGGAGGAGGAAUUGGGGGGCAGAGCUCCCGAGCUCAGUGGGACACAGCAGGGGAAAGGAAGGGGCUCUCUAACAGCUCAUGGAGGCAGGAAAGUGAGGUGACAUCCAGUACCCACUGGGGCACCUCGGCGGGACCUGGGGGGUUGAGUCACCAGUUUGGGAGAGGGAAAGAGGACUUGGCUUCCAGUGUUCGGAAGGAGGCAGACAGGGAGCUGAACCCUGGCAGCCGGGGAGGGGGAUUGAUCCGGCGGUUCCCGUGGAGGGCUACGAGCGAUGCAGGGCUGGCCUCAGGGAGCCGGUGGGAAGCGUCGGGAGCAGGACAGGGAAUAACCUCCCGUACUCACUUGUUGCGGUCAGCCCCCAAGCAGCAGACGGAUGGAAAGGGCAAAGGCCUGGAAUACUACUUCUCCCAGUUCCUUUGCCUCGCCAGCUUUGUGCUGCUGCUGAUUUUUCUGGGCAUCCUCGUGGUGAAGAUGAUUGGGUCAGGCUGGCUUGACAGGAGAGAGGAGAACUUUAAUCUCUUGCCUGUGGAUUGUGACAAAAGAACGGAUGAUUUCUGUCAAGCUAAACAGAAGGACAUAAUAAUGAACAUACUGAACGAGUUGUAUAACUACUUGUCCGUACAAGCUGGUAAUUUUGAAUGCGGAAACCCUGAGAAUCUAAAAAGCAAAUGCAUUUGGGUUAGUGAAGCAAAGGAUCAUGUGGUGAAUAUAACCGGUACUUCCUCCCAGAAGUUUGAAGCUGCCCUGCACUGGAUACUGAACAGUAACAAGGAUUUAGGAAUAUGGUUGAAAGGCAGAGACCUUUCGGAACCAGUUACCAAAGUGGAGGAAGUGUUCUGUCUCGAAUCAGCCCAUCCUCAGAUGGGGCUCGGCUGCCGUUUCCGUCGGGCAGUGGUCACUGCCAUUAUGAACCUUUUCCUGUUUUUCUGGAGUCUGAUAACACUUUGGGGGAUCCUGAUCUUCCUUCGGUAUCGCUGGCGGAAGAUGGAGGAAGAGGAACAAGCCAUGUAUGAAAUGGUGAAGAAGAUCAUAGCUGUUGUCCAGGACCACUAUAAGGAAUGGGAACGGAAUUUGGAGCGUUACCCCUAUGUCGGCAUUUUCCACGUUCGGGACAGCCUCAUCCCUCCUCAAAGCAGAAAAAAAAUGAAGCGGGUCUGGGAGAGAGCUGUGGACUUUCUGGCUUCAAAUGAGUCACGGAUUCAGACAGAGUCGCACAGAGUAGCAGGAGAAGAUAUGCUUGUGUGGAGAUGGACUCAGCCUUCUUAUGUCUCAGAUUCAGAGCACUGAAGAGGAGCAGAAGUUGAGCAACUGUUGUUAUGGACCUCUGCAAGGGGACAGUCCCUUCUCUGGUGGUGGGAAAGAGCAGGUCACGGUCCUAAUCCCUUAGGGUUGGGGAUUGCACGUAUCUGUUUGCUCUUCUUUCUGAAAAUCUUCACACACAAAAAUUCAGGGCAAUAAUGUUGGCUUGGAAAGAAGAUGGGCUUGAGCUGGUGGUAAGCUAGAAUUGCACCAAAGUUAGCCUUCCAGCAGAUACCUGGCUUCCGUAGGCAAGCAAACCUAGAACAACUUUCUAAAAAGAAAAAAAAAAGCAUACCUAAUAUCGAGGGACUUAGGAUCUCUCUGACAAAGCUUAGGUGUUUAAAACUUGACCUCAAUUCUGCAAAGGCCAACUGGUGGCAACGUCCAUCAGGGAGUGUGUUUAAAGAUUAACAUUUCCCAUGGAAACAUUAGGGUGGCAGUUAAGAUGCAUUUUGUUAGAAUUUGUUUUUAUCAGUACAGAAACAGUGAUGAAAGCACUUGCUGCUUCCUAGCGAGGAGAACAUUUGUGUCAGCUUCACCCUUUAAAAAUGGGGGAGAGGGGGAAAAGUCAGGUGAAGGUAGUCCUAGAGGGAGGGCAGUCUGAUGUGCCUUGGUGGUUUGGGCUGGAUUGGGUGGGACAGAGGAGUGGUUGUGACCCUGCUAUAUACCUUUUAAGUCUGCAGUCUGUGUACUUUAUGA